ACCAAGUCAUCGAAUAAAAUGCCUGGCACCAAGCAAAAGCUCAAUACAGGAGCAGAAAUCCCAGCUCUUGGCUUUGGUACCUGGCAAGAUGUCGGUUCUCAAGAGGCUGCUGUAAGAGAAGCUAUCAAGGCCGGAUACAGACACAUUGACACUGCGCGAGUAUACGGCACCGAGCCAGCGGUUGGAAAAGCAAUUCGCGAAAGCGGCAUACCACGCAACGAACUUUUCGUUACUACCAAGCUCUGGAAUAAUAAACACCAUCCAGAAGAUGUACCCAAGGCCCUGGACGAAUCCCUCAAAGACCUGGGGCUAGACUAUGUUGAUCUGUUCUUGAUACACUUUCCGGUUGCCUGGAAGCGUGGCAAUGAUUCGUUUCCCGAAGAAAACGGAAAAAUGGUUGUAGUCGAUAUUGACUAUGUUGAUACAUAUAAAGCGAUGGAAAAGCUGUUGCAGACUGGUAAAGUCAAGGCCAUCGGGAUUUCCAACUUCUCCAAGUCGGAGAUGGAACGCUUGUUGAAGAAUACAUCAGUUCUGCCUGCUGUUCACCAGAUGGAAUUGCAUCCAUGGCUACAACAGAAAGAUUUCACCCAAUGGCAUAAAGACAAAGGAAUCCAUGUCUCCCAGUAUUCGCCUUUUGGCAACCAGAACGAGACUUACUCGGGCCCCCAGCACCUUGGAAAGCUUAUCGACAGUCCUGUUAUUAACGAAAUUGGCAAGAAAUACGGCAAGACAGGCGCUCAGGUUGCCUUGGCAUGGGGAAUUACGCAGGGCCACUCAGUCUUACCAAAGUCCAAAACACCGCACCGAAUCAAGGCAAACCUCGAGGGCGAUUUCAAGCUAAAUGCUGAUGAUAUGAAGACAAUUGAAAAAAUGGACAAGAAACUGCGGUUUAAUGAUAGCAGCGAGGAAUUCGGAAAGGUGCUUUACGCGGAUUUGGACGGGAAAUGAGGGAUUGCAACCUAGUCCAGGUCAUGAGAAAAC
Talaromyces proteolyticus is the source of this 981-nucleotide messenger RNA. RefSeq names its product putative aldehyde reductase. Gene Ontology annotation, molecular function: aldose reductase (NADPH) activity. Lineage: Eukaryota; Fungi; Ascomycota; Eurotiomycetes; Eurotiales; Trichocomaceae. Gene Ontology annotation, cellular component: cytosol. Bases 19 to 948 code for a protein of 309 amino acids. The transcript is spliced from 4 exons. The record is from RefSeq and is a predicted model, not a curated record.